AUGUGCGACUUCCGGUCAUAACUUAGAAGUAAAUUUUGAAAUGGUCGGUUAAAAACUGCUGUUUAUUUCGAUUUCAAGGCCCCGAUUGCACCACCAUGGCACACUGGACACCGAACCAGUAUCUCCAGUCCAUGGAUGAUGCACUUUCAGAAAAAGAUGGUGUUGUAUGCGCAGAGUUACUGUCCUUUAACCAUCCUCACAUUGCCAACCCGCGCCUCCAGAUGGAGUAUCCGGAGUCAACUGUUCAGAGAGUGUUUGACCCUCCAUGUGAUGAGCUCAUCGCAGCCCAUUUACGGUGUUGCUGGGCUGUAUCCAAUCAUGAUUUCAUUGAAGCCUAUGGUUGCCAGUCCGUGGUGGUACAAGCGUUCGUCAAACUGUUUCAAACUGUGAAAGAGGAGAACUGGCCGCUUUCUAUCAUGUUUUCCGUCUGUCUUGACCUCAGGCUGUUUGCCAACAGUGCAGACCUUCAAGCAUCAAAGAAAGGGAAAGGGAAGCCUGGCGAGAGAUUGGAGAAGUCGGCCGAGCUGUUAAUGUCAUGCUUCAGGGUGUGCGCCAGUGAUAACCGAGCUUCAGUGGAGGAUACAAAGAAAUGGGGCAUGCUUAAUCUAGUCAACCAGUUAUUUAAGAUAUAUUUCAAGAUAAACAAGCUCCACUUGUGUAAGCCGUUGGUGCGGGCCAUAGACAGCUUGCCCAUCAAGGACAGGUUCCCCCUCUCUCAACAGGUCACCUACAGAUACUAUGUCGGAAGGAAGGCUAUGUUUGAUAGUGAUUUUAAAAGUGCUGACGAGUUCCUCUCCUAUGCCUUUGAGCGCUGCCAUCGAGCCAGUAAGAAGAACAAGAGGAUGACCUUGAUUUAUCUGCUACCUGUCAAGAUGUUGUUGGGCCACAUGCCGAAGCAGUCCCUGCUGCAGAAGUAUGAUCUGAUGCAAUUUUAUGAUGUAGCUAAGGCUGUUAGUUCGGGGAAUCUCUUGCUUCUGAAUGAGGCACUAGAGAAGAACGAAGCUUUCUUUAUCAAGUGUGGCAUUUAUCUCAUCCUGGAGAAGCUGAAAAUCAUCACAUACAGGAAUCUCUUCAAGAAAAUUUACCUGCUCCUAAAUACUCACCAGAUACCAAUAAAGGCCUUCACAGCUGUUCUCAGGAUGAUGGAGGUUUCAGAUAUUGAUGAUGACGAGACCUCAUGUAUCAUCGCCAACUUAAUAUAUGAGAACAAGAUAAAGGGCUACAUUUCCCAUCAACAUCAGAAACUCGUGGUCAGCAAACAAAAUGCAUUCCCUGUUCUAGCUUCAGUGUUGUCUUAACUCAUUAACCCCUAAAGACACAUUUGACCUCCUCCUAUUCAAAGGUUACAAUAGUUCAUUAUGAAAUUUCAGGGGUGAAUGAGUUAAUUAAGUUGGUAACACAACCAAUUAAAGGAAUCUCUACAAGCAGGAAAAAAAAAAAAAAUAGCUGUAGAAGUUAAGAGGGCCUUUAAAAAGAUAUAUUUUAAACAUCCUUCCUGUAGGGAAGCUAUUUUGUUCUUCACUGAAGUGAUGUUUUAACAGGAAGUUUCCUGUUUAGUAGAACAGAACUUGACAGGUGCUAGUGUCAUUGGUUACCUUGCAUCACUUUAUUGCUCAACGUAAUGGCGGGAGAUAUAGAAACGGUGUGUCCGUCCAUGCACCUGGUUAAGAAAAAUUGUUCUUAACUAUAUCUUGCCUACUACAAGUGCUAUAUUGAUUAUGCUUGCAUCAAUUGUGUAUCUUGUUGCUCUACUGAAUGCAGAUUGUGAAUGCUGAUUUUGACCUACAUUUUAUGAUUCAUUGACUUGGUUAAGAAGAAUUGCUUUUAUCUUCAUGUAAGGUUAAGAAGAAUUGCUCUUAUCUAUAUCAUGCCUACUACAAGUGCUAUGUUGAUUAUACUUGCAUCAAUUGUGUAUCUAGGGUUGCUCUACAGAAUGCAUAUUGCCGAUGCUGAUUUUGACCAAUAUUUUACGCUUCACAUUUUUAAUGACUAUACUAUUGCACUGCGAGCGGGAGUUAUAGAUGACAGCGUUUUCUUGUUAGCUUUGCUAUUGUGGUAGUCUGACACUGCAAGAUUUUGUUCCAUCUGAGCCAGCAUCAUCAACGACUACAACAGCACUUGUUAACACUAUGACUGCAUAGACUUAUGGCAUUGAACUUUAAACAGUUUGUUUGAUCCCACAGUGUCUACUGAAAUGGAUUUUAGGUGUUAUCUUUUGUAUUUUGACCCAAAAUCUCAUAAAAAAUUGAUGGAAAAUGUGCUGAGUUGUUAAAUUUACAUGUAAAUGUGCCGAGUUUGUGAACGAAGAGAAAAUUGUAUACAGUGUAUUGAAAGUAAUGAAAAAUUGUUAAGUGUAUGAACAUUAUUGAAAAAUUGUGUACAGUGCAUAAGAGGUAAUGGUAUUGGAAUAAAGAGGUGUGCGAGAAGAUUGUAUGCAAUGUGUUAGAAGUAAUGAACAGUUGUUUACAGUGUAUGAACAUUAAUGAACAGUUGUUUACAGUGUAUGAACAUUAAUGAACAGUUGUUUACAGUGUAUGAACAUUAAUGAACAGUUGUUUACAUUGUAUUGUAAGUAAUUGUUUGAAAUGUAAAGGAGAGUAUGCUGUUAAUGUAUAUUUGUUAUGAGAGGCAUGUUUGGUGGAAAUAUUCUAUUAUGAAUGACACAGAUUCUUAAUUUUGAAUAUGUAUACAAUUUGAAAAAGAUGCAGUCAAUAAAAUAUUAAUUUGAAAAAUA
Molecule: messenger RNA, 2734 nt
Organism: Mizuhopecten yessoensis (Yesso scallop)
Lineage: Eukaryota; Metazoa; Mollusca; Bivalvia; Pectinida; Pectinidae
Product: PCI domain-containing protein 2-like
Exons: 15
Coding region: 96-1298 (400 amino acids)
Biological process (GO): poly(A)+ mRNA export from nucleus; post-transcriptional tethering of RNA polymerase II gene DNA at nuclear periphery; transcription elongation by RNA polymerase II
Cellular component (GO): transcription export complex 2
Molecular function (GO): double-stranded DNA binding; RNA binding
Source: RefSeq, a predicted model, not a curated record